Pisolithus orientalis is the source of this 198-nucleotide messenger RNA. RefSeq lists its product as uncharacterized. The record is from RefSeq and is a predicted model, not a curated record. Gene Ontology annotation, molecular function: nucleic acid binding. The annotation marks the transcript as partial. Lineage: Eukaryota; Fungi; Basidiomycota; Agaricomycetes; Boletales; Pisolithaceae. The transcript has a single exon.
AUGUCAGUUGAGACUUGGACAAGGCAUGCUUAUGCCAUGGUGAUCAUUGAAGCUAGUUGCCAAUUCAGAGUAGGAUGGCUCCUUGAGAAAAAGGAGGAGGUUGCAAGUGCCUUGAAGGAAGUAGUUGCAAUGUUAGAGAGGCAGUCAGGCUUAAAACUGAAGAAAAUGUGCUCAGACAAUGGGACUGAGUUUGUCAAC